CAAACCUCCUCUACAAACCACAGACGAAGAACACGACGUCUGAUGCGCACCCUCCGCCAAUAUGAAGGCACUCGGGGCAGUUUCUGCCUUUGAUUUUAAAGAAUAAGCCUUGUUAAUUCUACAAGUGCUGAAUCCACUAACGGGACUAAAGUAGAUGCGACACCGAAUCAAUAUCCUGGUCCUGCAGAAUGUCCAAGAUCAGGCGGAAGGUAACAGUGGAGAAUUCAAAAACCAUAUCUGACAGCAGCAGCAGCACCACAACCAGCAGCACCAGCAACCCCACCGCCCCCUCCCGCAGGCCCAGUGUUUUCGAAAGACUUGGCCCCAGCACUGGGAGUAAUGCUGCUGAUAGUCACUGUAGAAAUUGGUUGAAGACCGGUAAUUGCAGUUACGGCAACACUUGUCGCUACACACAUGGAAGUCAGCCACGAGGCAAGGGAUUUAGCUUCAGUCGGUCAACCGAGAGACCCACAGGUGAUCUGCGGGAGAGGAUGAAGAAUAAAAGACAGGAUGUUGAGCCAGAAAUCCUGAAGCGAGACCUAGACGAGCCCACAUCCCCAACAGCAAGACAGCGAGACUCCUCCAGAGGCCGACACAGGGAGAAGGAGGACAUAAAGAUCACAAAGGAGCGCACACCAGCCAGUGAAGAAGAGCCCGCAGAGUGGGAAACCAAUCGUGAAGACUCAGAUAUCGGUGACUACGACUACGAGUUAUCCCUAGAGAUGAAGCGCCAGAAGAUUCAACGUGAGCUGAUGAAACUGGAGCAGGAGAACCUGGAAAAGAGGGAGGAUAUUGUCAUCAAGAAAGAUGAGACCCCCAUCAAAACAAGAACCACCUCCUUGCCGAAGGCCUCACCAGAGCAGUUAAGCUCUAAAGAUUCACCGUCAUCCAGGAAGUCCAGUGGCUCCCCGAAACACAAAAGUGGAGCCAAAGGGCCAGGCUCUGGGAAGAAAGAGAAGAAGGCGUCCAUACCCUCACCUGUUUCAGAAUCUGCCAGGACUUCAAAAGGGAGCCAUAGUAAAAAGAAAGGGCCCCGUACCCCCAGUCCUCCUCCCCCAGUCCCCCUGGACAUUCCUGUGAUCGGGAAGAAACACAAAGGCAAGCACAAAAACAAGGAGAAGUCUGAGGAAAAGCAAAAGGAAGGGAAAGAUCGGGGACGAGAUACAGAAAAACACAAAGAGAAGAAGGAAAAACGCAGGGACCGAUCAGACAGUUCCCACAAAGCCAAGCGGUCGGUCACAUCAGAGGAGCGCUCUGGUAGUGUGUCGUCUCCUUCCAGAGGUGCUUCGCCCUCAGUCCGGAAGAAAUCCACCUCUCCUAAAGCUUCGUCCCACAAAACCUCUGCACUGGCCUCCCCGCCUCGCAGGUCUCCCUCUCCUCCACGCCACCACCGUAGCCCCACUCCUUCCCGCCACCACUCCCCUUCCUCCCACUCUGGCUCCUCUGCCCAGCGACACUCUCCCUCUCCUCGUCGGCGUCGCUCGUCCUCUCCCGCCUACCACCGCAGCACUGCAGCAGCCUCCGCCUCCUCACCUCAGAGCUCCAGGCGCUCCCGAUCGCCCCCAGCCUCCCAUGACACCUCUUCGCCCCACCGCCGAUCGGACAGAUCGAGCCCCAGCCGGCACCACUCCAGGGGCCGCGAGAGGAGUCGGGGUGAUAGAGACAGGAGUCCGCCUGUCCAAGAGCGCAGACAUGAGCGUAGAGAUGAUAGCCGAAGCAAGCGAGAGAAAGACAGUGUCCGUGACGACCGGGACUAUGACUCUGAACAGCACUCAUCACGAGACGCUCGCGACGACAGGGAGACCAGAGAGGCUCGUGAGCGUCGGGACGCUCGCGACAGAGGAAGGGAAACAACCAGAGACUCUCGCGACCACAGAGACAACAGGGACAUAAAGGACUCCAGAGAGAGCAGGACAGAGACCCGGUCCAGUCGAGAGUCCCUGGAGCGGCGGGACCGCGAAAGGGAACGAGAGAGGGAACGGGAGAAGGAGAGAGAGAAGGACAGAGAGCGAGAGAAGGAGCGAGAGAGGGAGAGGACUGACACCCACAGGAAGGAGGAUACGGCUCAGGACGACAGGAGUUAUGGGAGAGGUCAUGGGCGUGAUGAUGGAGGGAGAGCUGAAGGGAGGGCAGAGAACAGGACAGACAGAGCUGAGAGGAAUGGACGAGGGAGAGGGCGUGCUAAUGAAACAUCUGAUAAAGGCUCAAACAGAAACUCCCGGGGUUCCCAACUGGAAAGCACCCAUGACAACUGGGAGUCACGGAGCAGUGCGGUGCGCGAGCGGAGUGUGGAGAGGAGCACGGAUCGCAGCGCUACCGAAAGAAGCUCUGAGAGGGGUUCAGACCGAGAUCGCUAUGACGGUGACAGAAGAGGAGAGCAGGCCCGGGACUCUUCUUAUGACAGGAGAGGAGGGCAUGGAGAGCGGGAUCGCAGAGACAACCGAGAGAGAGAUCAAAGAGUGGCUUCCCCAAACAGACACCAGGGGAGAUCAGAGGAGUCUGAGCGGGAGGACAGGAGAGAGGAGCGCAGGACAGAUAGAGUGGAGGAGAGACGGGACGACCGGACACGCGACCGGGAGCGAGAGAGAGAAAGGGAGAGGGACCGGGAGCGGGAGAGAGAGAAAGAAAAGGACAGAGAGCGGGAGAGGGAGAGGGAGGCUGCUGAGAGGGAGCGGGCCAGGGAAAGAGAACGGGAGCGGGAACGAGAGAGGGAGAGAGAGCGGGAGAGGGAGCGGGAGAGAGAAAGGGAGCGCGAGGAGCGGGAGAGAGAGAGGGAGCGGAAGGAGCGAGAACGGGAGAGGGAGCGAGAGAGGGAGCAGCGGGAGCGGGAGAGGCAGCGGGAAUGGGAGGAGAGAGAGAGAGGAAGGGAGGAGAGGCGGGAGAGGAGAGAGGACCCCAGGGAAGAUCGGUCUGUUCGAGACACCCGAGACGAUCGCAAGACAAGUCGUAAAAGGCCCAGGGUGGAGAGCAGCCCGAGCCCCCGUCCCUCGCCUAAGCGAUCAACACGGGACCUCAGUCCGGCGGACAGCGAUGGCUACAACAGUGCAGAAGACAAAUGCGGCGACAAACAUCGUCUGCUGAGCCAAGUGGUGCGGCCCCAGGAGCCCUUGUUGCGUUCUCCACCGAGGGCUGCUCCAUCUGAUGACAAGCUCAGUCACUGGAAGGAUGAGGAGCGCAGAGGAGCCGUCGAGAAAAGGGAAGCACGCAGCCGCCACGAGGACCUAGAGCCUCAACGGGAACGUGGCAGAGUAGGCGACAGACGAGGAGACCAUCUUUCAGACACCCCGUCUGACUCCCGUAGCAGAGGCAGAGACCAGCGAGAAUCCACGCCGCCGCCCCCUCCUCCUUCAGCCCUCACCACUGGCAGCGAAGACAGAGACACUGCUGGCUCGCAGUCCCAUGAGGAGGGCAAAAAGAAGACAAAGUCACAGAGGAAGGGGCUGAAGAAGGGUCGCAAAGAUGAGGAGAUUAGCGGUGCCAACAGCCUGGCUGCUGUAGGGGACCGUUUCAACCUCGAGCCCCCGACUGGUGCUUCUGCAGAUGGACCACCACCCUUGCACUCUCCCAGGAAAGUAGCAAAGAAGAAAGCACUUGACCGAAAAAGAAAACGGUCCCGAGGUGGAGAAUCUGAUGUAUCUGAGGAGGAUCAGCCACAUAGUAAGAGGAAAAGAGGUCCCCGGACCCCACCACCUUCGUUGAGGCCUGAUCACCGCGGUACUGGAGGUAAUGCAGAGCCUUCUCCUCUGUCCAAAAUGGACAACUUCAGUGACUGGUCAGAUGAGGAGGUCACAGUCCGAGGAGGAGGACCACUGGAAACGCAAGCUCCCCUGGCUCCCGCUGAGCCUCUUAGGAGAGCUGGUGGUCCCAGGGUGGGCAGGGACAGAGAGAGGUGCAACCCCCCACCCAUUGCCCCUCUACUCUCCCAGGAUCCUCCAAUGCUGCUGCAGACUCUGACUCCACAGCCCCUCAUGUCCCAGCCCCUGCUGCAUCCUCAGACCCACAGCCAUGGGAGCAACCAGAGCCGCACAUCAUCCCGACGCCUGCCCCAACCGACCCCCAGGUCAGGGUCGCAAGACUACAGGCACCGGACCGGACGAGAGAGGGAAAGAGAACGAGAGAGGGAACGGGAGAGAGAGCGGGAGAGGGAAAGGCCGGUUGUAAAUGACCCUCCUGGGGCUGAGAGGAAAUCUCGAAUUGACCAGUUGAGGAGAGGAGAGCCCAGCCGUAGCACCUCAUCAGACCGGCAGGAUUCUCGCAGCCACAGCUCCAGACGCAGCUCUCCUGACUCCGAGAGGCAGACCAGGUCCAGGUCCCGCGCCGGCUCCUACGACAGUCGGGAACGGGAGAGAGAGAGGGAGCCGUUUGAACGGGAACGAGACCGAAAGGACCUCCGGCCUCAGCAGCAGCAACAGCAGCAGCAGCCCCUGCUCCUCCAACAGCCCCUCCAACAACAAAGAGACUGGGAGCCUGAACCUAGGGACUGGCCUAGCAGGGGACGAGAGCCUCUGCUCAUGCGUCCCAGCCGUGAACCUCUCCUUAGGGAGCGGGACAUCAGGGACAGGGAACGCUUACUCCCCGAAGGACUCAUUCAGCAGCAUGAACGGGAGCGGGAAAGGGAGCGAGAGAGGGAGAGGGAGAGAGACAGUAGAGGUGAAAGAGGCGGCGAUCGCGAGAGGGAGAGGAUAAUGAUGAUGAUGGACCUACCACCCCACGGGGACCCCAGGGCUCCAGGACGAGGGGACCUGAGAGGGGAAAUGAGAGGAGACCCUCGAGGGGACAUGAUGAGGCAGGACAGGAACGACUAUGAGCCUCUGCUGCCAAGAGAAGCCUUCAGCCCUCCAGAGCCAGAGAAAGGGAGCAACAGUCACCAUCUCAUGGGAGAGCAACGGGAACGGGAGCUGGAGAAGGCGGACAGCAUCGACGGAGACGAUGAUGUUAAAGAGGAUGAUGGCCAGUCAGUCGCAUCUGUUGGAGAGGAGUAUGAACCAAUCAGUGACGACGAGCUGGAUGAAAUUCUGGCUGAUAGCCAGAAAAAAGAAGAUCAGCAGGACGAUGAGAAAAUUACAGGUCCUGUGGAUGUGAUCGAUGUGGACUGGUCCAGCCUGAUGCCCAAGCAGAAGCAGGAACCCCGGGCAGCAGGGGCAGCAUUGCUCCGGUUCACCCCAGGGGCUGUACUUCUCAGGGCUGGAAUCUCCAAGCGACUUGCUGGGCCUGAGCUCCUGGAGCAAGUCAGAGAGGUGUGCAAGUCUGAGCUGGAUGACCCUAAAGAUGCUGACAAGCUGUUUGAGCAUGACCUUGGGGCCCUGAACAUGGCGGCCCUGAACAGGCGGGUGGAGAGGGCAGGAUUACUGAGCAACCUUGGGCCCUGCUGCAAGGGCCUGUGUGCCCGCAGGGACUUUGCCAUCCGCAGGCAGCUGUUAAAAAAUGACAAGGGCCUAACCAAGCAGUAUCCCACUACACCCGUAGUAGACAACGAGCUGCUGCAGAUGAGCAUGCGUCUCUUCAGAAGGACCGUGGCUGGCCAGGCUUCGGCCCCAGAGAGGUCCGACAGUGGGCCGGCGACAGCAGCCGAAGUUGCUGCAGCUGGUAGUAGUAAGCUCGGCACAGCACAGCCCGAGGUGUGUGUGUCCUGAGAGAAAUGGGCUUAGUGAGUAAAAGACAUGCAGGUGAAUGCUUCUAAGCCUUCACUUCUUCUAGCCUCUAACUACCCAUCUCUCUCUUUCCCAUUUCAUUUACAUAAAUAGCCUUUUUAGACACAUGAGGAAAUAAAGAAAAACAGCAAAAUUGUGAAUUUCUCAGAGUUGCUUUACAUGUUUUGGAUAAGCUGCAAGUGGUGUGCCAUAGACUACCGGACAUUAUAGUCUAUGGAGGUUUGUAAUGAACCAUGUAUGAGAAACGUAAAACAUCUAAAAUGACUUCAUGUUUUUUUUUUGGUGCAUAACAGUGUUUUAGAACAGCUUUUUAAUUGUCUGUUUCACCUGCCUAACCAAGUUCAUAUGAAUGUUUUGUUUUCAUAUAUUGUGCAUUGGUUACUACGACUGUGCAUUAAAAUGGUUAGAUGUUGA
This is a messenger RNA of Xiphias gladius (swordfish), 6065 nucleotides long. RefSeq names its product zinc finger CCCH-type containing 13 (gene zc3h13). NCBI's taxonomy places the organism in Eukaryota, Metazoa, Chordata, Actinopteri, Istiophoriformes, Xiphiidae. The record is from RefSeq and is a predicted model, not a curated record. Gene Ontology annotation, molecular function: metal ion binding.